AUGGCUAAUGAGUCGGAUGCUCUUGAUGCCCUUGAGAAGGAAGCCAAGGAAUAUGAUAAGGAUGCUGAAAUCGACCGAAUCCUCAAAGCUUUCAGGCUUGAUUCCUACGCCGUGCUAGACUUACAACCCGGAGUUCCUGAUUCAGACAUCAAGAUCGUCUACCGCAAGAAGUCCCUACUAAUCCAUCCGGACAAGACCAAGAACCCUCUAGCGCCCGAAGCGUUUGACCGGCUGAAGAAGGCACAAGUGGCAUUACUGGAUGAGAAGCAGCGUCAGCAUCUGGAUGAAUGCAUUGCCGAUGCCCGUCAUCUGCUCAUCCGCCAACACAAAUACACGGUCGAUUCUGAAGAGCUGAAGACGGAAGAGUUCACGGUAGAAUGGCGCAAGAAGACAGUGGAAGUCCUGGUGGAAGCCGAAGCCCGCCGCCGACGACAGAUGAAGGCCAAGAUGCAAGAAGAGGGUCGUGAAAAGGCCAAAGAAGAUGCAGAAUUUGAUGAGCGGAAGCGGAAGAGAGAGCAUGAGAAGAAGUGGGAAGAUACUCGUGAGCAGCGGAUAGGCAGCUGGCGGGAUUUCCAAAAGGGGGUCAAGAAGGGCGAUGAGCAGAAGAAAAAGAAGAAGAUGAAGGUCAUCGGAUGA
Molecule: messenger RNA, 636 nt
Organism: Exophiala bonariae
Lineage: Eukaryota; Fungi; Ascomycota; Eurotiomycetes; Chaetothyriales; Herpotrichiellaceae
Exons: 3
Coding region: 1-636 (211 amino acids)
Source: RefSeq, a predicted model, not a curated record